AUGCCGUCUGUGCACUCUAGCCCCUUCUACCACAUGGAGAACUCGGCUAUAUUGAAUUUUCUCCGGCAUAGUCACACCCCGGGCCAAAAACGUUCAUCAAAGUCCUCAUCCGGAGGCCUCCUCAAGAUGUUCAAACUCUUCCCCAUGUUGACAUCAGGCUGCAAAAUGGUGGCCUUGUUGGGAAGACCCCGAAAGCCUUUACUUAAGGACAAUGCCACCACAGGUACAAUUUUCGGGUAUCGAAAAGGCAGGGUAAGCCUGGCCAUACAAGAAGACCCUCAUUGCAUGCCACUCUUUGUGAUAGAGCUGCCAAUGCACAGUAGUGUGUUCCACAAGGAAAUGGCAUCGGAUAUAGUCCGAAUCGCGCUGGAGAGCGAGACCAAGACGAACAAGAAGAAGCUGCUGGAGGAGUUCGUUUGGGCUGUGUAUUGUAAUGGAAGAAAGGUGGGGUAUUCGAUUCGGAGGAAGCAAAUGUCAGAGGAUGAGCUUCAUGUUAUUCAGACUUUGAGGGGUGUUUCAAUGGGGGCAGGGGUGCUUCCAAGCCCGUCCGAAAAAGAAUAUGCAUCAGAUGGGGAACUGACCUACAUAAGGGCAAGGUUUGAGAGGGUUGUUGGAUCAAAGGACUCCGAGGCUUUGUACAUGAUCAAUCCAGAUGGGGCUGCAGGGCCAGAAUUAAGUAUUUUCAUUGUAAGAGCUCACUAG
Prunus armeniaca (apricot) is the source of this 702-nucleotide messenger RNA. The record is from the annotation of a GenBank genome assembly. Lineage: Eukaryota; Viridiplantae; Streptophyta; Magnoliopsida; Rosales; Rosaceae.